AUGUAUAUCAUUGCUGAACGACAUUAUCGUAAGUACCGAUUGAAAUCAAAAUCUAUCUACGAUGCUUUUUCAAGAGUUGGAAACUUUCAACGCACGGUGUAUGUGAGUGAUGUAAGAUGUAUAAAUGAGCUUCGGAUGGAUAGGUACACAUUUAACAAGUUGUGCUCCAUGAUACGCACAUCUGGUAGACUGCGAGAUACAAGAAAUGUUUCUGUUGAUGAAAUGGUAGCUAUGUUCUUGAACAUACUUGCACACCAUAAAAAGAACAGAGUCAUACAAGACAAGUUUUUACGUUCAGGGGAAACUAUUAGCAGAUACUUCAAUGCAGUUUUAAAGGCAAUAUUAUGUCUACAAGGACAGUUAUUGAAAACACCAGAACCAGUGGCUGAGAACUCAACUGAUGAGAGGUGGAAGUUUUUUAAGAAUUGCCUUGGAGCAUUAGAUGGGACAUACAUUAGAGUACAUGUACCAGAAGUUGACAAGCCUAGGUAUCGAUCUAGGAAGAAUGAAAUUGCUACAAAUGUUUUGGGAGUAUGCUCUCAAGAUAUGCAAUUCAUUUAUGUGUUACCGGGUUGGGAGGGUUCUGCUGCAGAUUCGCGAGUCCUUCGUGAUGCCAUUAGUCGGAGACAUGGUUUGAGAGUUCCUCAUGGACAUUAUUAUCUUGUUGAUGCUGGAUAUCCAAAUGGGGAAGGAUUUCUUGCCCCAUAUAGAGGGCAGCGAUAUCAUUUGAAUGAUUGGAGAGAAGGACACCAACCUACCUCUGCUGAAGAAUAUUUUAAUAUGAAGCACUCAUCUGCUAGGAAUGUGAUAGAGAGGUGUUUUGGGUUACUCAAGUUACGUUGGGCAAUUCUAAGAAGCCCUUCAUUUUUUUCUGUGAAGACACAAUGUCGAAUUAUUACUGCAUGCUGCCUACUUCACAACCUUAUAAGAAGAGAAAUGGCUGUUGAUCCAUUAGAAAAUCAGUUGCCAAAUCAAUUUGAAGAUGACAAUCAUGAUGAAGAUGAUAUUAUCAGUAGUAUUGACUCAUCUGAACAAUGGAAUAAUUGGAGGAAAGAUUUAGCAACAGCUAUGUUCAACGAAUGGAGAGCAAGUAGGAAUUGA
Molecule: messenger RNA, 1101 nt
Organism: Rosa rugosa (rugosa rose)
Lineage: Eukaryota; Viridiplantae; Streptophyta; Magnoliopsida; Rosales; Rosaceae
Product: protein ALP1-like
Exons: 3
Coding region: 1-1101 (366 amino acids)
Source: RefSeq, a predicted model, not a curated record